CUCAGAGCAUUUGCAACGCUAAGCUAAUGUGUUGCUGUUACAACAUGUGACCUUGUUAGCUGAUUGGAGUCUGCUGUGUGUGGGGACCGCAGGCAGAGGUACUGGGGAGCUGGAUGUUGGGUUUUGCUGUGCGGAGAUGUGGGAGCGCAGGGAGGAGAGCGGGAGGCUUGUGUGCGUUCCCUCUGUACAGCCACAAGUGCUUCAAAGAAAAAAAGUAUCCAGCAAAUGUGGAUAAUCUGCAUUUUAACACACAGGAAUCAUCUGCUCAGGCUCCGUGUGUUGGGAAUUGCCCAGUUACAUGCCAGAUUAUUCAUGAAGAAGAGAUGUCAGGAGAAAGCGUGGUGAGCUCAGCAGUGCCGGCGGCUGCCACUCGCACCACCUCCUUCAAAGGGACGAGUCCCAGCUCCAAGUACGUCAAGCUGAACAUCGGCGGAGCGCUCUACUACACCACCAUGCAGACCCUGACCAAGCAGGACACCAUGCUCAAGGCCAUGUUCAGCGGGAGGAUGGAAGUCCUGACAGACAGCGAAGGCUGGAUCCUGAUUGACCGCUGUGGAAAACAUUUUGGGACAAUACUGAACUACCUGCGCGAUGGGGCUGUGCCGCUCCCCGAGAGCCGCAGGGAGAUAGAAGAGUUGUUGGCUGAAGCAAAGUACUACCUGGUGCAGGGGCUGGUGGAUGAGUGCCAGGCAGCCUUGCAGCAGAACAAAGAUGCAUAUGAACCGUUCUGCAAGGUACCAGUCAUCACAUCUUCCAAAGAAGAGCAAAAGCUUAUAGCCACUUCUAACAAGCCAGCGGUGAAGUUGCUCUAUAACAGAAGCAACAACAAAUAUUCCUACACCAGCAAUUCUGACGACAACAUGCUGAAGAACAUCGAGCUGUUUGAUAAGCUGUCCUUGAGGUUUAACGGGAGAGUGCUGUUUAUAAAAGAUGUGAUUGGAGACGAGAUCUGCUGCUGGUCCUUUUACGGGCAGGGGCGGAAGAUUGCCGAAGUCUGUUGCACUUCCAUUGUUUAUGCUACUGAGAAAAAACAGACCAAGGUGGAGUUCCCAGAGGCCCGCAUAUACGAGGAGACGCUGAACAUUCUGCUGUACGAGUCCCAGGACGGGAGGGGACCCGACAACGCGCUCUUGGAAGCCACAGGAGGGGCAGCCGGCCGGUCCCACCACCUAGAAGAAGAUGAGGAGCGAGAGCGUAUCGAACGCGUGCGGAGGAUUCACAUCAAACGUCCGGAUGACAGGGCCCAUCUCCAUCAGUGAGCCGAGCGACGGCCGCAGACUGCGCAGCGGUGCUGCCCUGCGUCUGACCGGUGAUCUGCAGCAGAGGACCAGGUGGUUUAACUUCAGUUCAGUAAAGUCUGUAAAUUAUGUUUUGUAACAAAUUAGAUUAUUUGGGGUAUUUAAAUGCAGUAGUUCUAGGACAGGAAUAAAUAAGGUUACUGGGCAUUGGAUAGACACUGUAAGAUGGAGCAUCUGGAGAAAUGCCCUGAGUUUUUAGCACUCUUGUCUUUGCUGUUUCAUUGCUGGAGAGGAAGAGGGCUGGCUUCCUUGGGCUUUAGGAGUUAUCCUGCACUUUAAAAACAAAACAAAAAAAGGUCUGUUAGCCAUCUACCUUCCCUCUGGGCACUCACUGACCCUGUCUCCUCCUGGGUGUCCCGUCGUGGGAGCGACACAGCGAUGGGGAUGCAGCAGAGCCACUGCAGAGCUCCCUUUCUCCCAGGCCGCAGGCAAUGGGGCUGGUGCCUCACUCCCGAUGGGACAAAUGCCAUGUGCUGACUCAGCGUCUGUAGCACUGGGGACAGGGGGAUGGGGGGGCCUGGGUGGGCUUGGCUGGCAGUACCUGGUCCCGGCUCCCCACAGCUCUCGGGACCUGUUCCACUUCAUUGGAGCUUCUACAGCAACAAGCUGUGGAGCCCCCUCUGCUUCAUCCACCCAGUCCGGGGGUGGAAAGUGUUAAAACUCCUCCCCAAGGAAGAUCAGGAGCAAAUAGUCUGUGAUUGUGUUUCCAUAGGGCGGUGUUGCUACCAGUUGCUACCAGUUAGCGCCUAGAACUGCCUGCUGCUGGAUCUCAGCAGGAGUUUGUUUCCGUCAGAUGGCCGGUGAGAAGCUGCGGGUUUGUCACCAGGUAGAGCAGUUGUCACCACAGGUUCAACCAGCGUGGGCGGGAGGUCAGCCGCUCUCAUUCGGUUUGGUAACUGAUACAGGAGCUUUGUCUUGCUUUGAGGGCAGCGCCAGCACUGUGGGGAAGAGGAGCAGAGUGUGGCCCUGAGGCAGCUACUCCUUGUUUGACUUUAUCCAGAGCAUAUUCCAAGUCUUUUCAGAAAUGGCAGCUGUGUGUGAAAGGGCAGAGCUACAGUGUUGUGUGGAGAAGGCCUGUGUAGUCUGGUUUUCUGAGAGUACUUUGCUAUUAUAAAUGAAUAUUUUUGUCUACCUCCUCGUCUCUUAUUGCCUAUCGUGGAGUCAAGUAACAAUUCUAGUGGCAGGUAGUGUGUUAUUCGAUAGGACUGUGUGCUGGAGGAUAAUGAGCAGAGCCACAGCUCUAAUAUCUAGUGUAACAAAACUUGAGUGGGAGAGAAACCCCAUGUAGAAGUCUUAAACUUGCAGUCAGGCUGGCAGCUUGGCAGCACCUGAGUACUUUGGCCUAUUCUGGAGUUUUUUGGACCCAUCUUCUGGAACAUCAAGCCCUGGCCCUGAUGGCCAGACCUCUCCUCCAGAGCAGCAGCUCCAUAUUCCUGUUAGUGAGGUGGGUGGUAGUUUUUGGAUUCCUGCUCCCGGCUCAGGGCUGUUAAUGGCACGUUAAUGUUAUAAAAACCAAAGGUGUUGUCAGCAUCACCAGCGACGUUACUCCAGUGGUUCUAUUUCAAAUAGCAGUUAUGUCUCAAACUACAUCCUGCUUGUAGAGGCUGAAGUAAAGUGUUUGCUCAGUGGUACAGUUUUGGAUCAUCAAGUAAAGCUAAGGUGAUUUCAAAGUUAGGCUGAGGUCAUCUUUUUAGUAACCAAAGACUUUUCUAAGUCACAGACAACUGCUGUCUGUGGCAGAUGUGGUUCUUGUUCCUGGCUCUACUCUUUUUGUCUUCAGCUACUGAUUUAUAAGAGCUCACCCGUAAGCAGCUGCAUCAGUUAUAUUGUAGUUUGGCAGCUUCAGCUCUGUCCUGACAGUUACAGGCUUCUGUUUUAAGCUGUACUUACAUGUUUGCAACACGCUUUGGGUCUGCAGGAGUCCACAGUGCGGGUUGUUGUGAAGGACCCAGUGCCUCUCCCUUUCUACCUUCCGUGUGCGUUAAGCCGGGGAGCGUGGAAGGAAACUCCUUGCGUUGCUCCGUUUCUCCAGCGCUCUGUACUUUGACACUUAGUGGUGUUACUGGGCUGUUUGUUGGUUUCUGAGCGUCUGUGACAGCCCUUGGGGUCUGGGCUCUGUGCUGCCACCGUGGCGGCGGUCAUGCUGUGCUCCAGAAACACCAGCCCAUGGCUGUAGAACACGCCAACAGUCCUGAGCAAGCCCUGCUCACUGCGCUGGGCGGUGAGCAAGGAGGGACAGACCCUCCUUAUCCUCGGCUGUGCUGAACCACCCGCUUUCCUCACUCCAGCACUGGCUGUUCAGCCAAAAACCCAUCACAGGAGGUUCAGCUCCAGGAGGUGACAUGUGGUGACACCAGUGCUAAGCACCUGACUGAUCACAUCUAUGUGAUUAACUCCUCUGUAAAUAGAUUCUUAACUGGCUUUGGGAUUUCCUCUUUUGGGUUUUGCAAACCAAGUUCUUAAAAACCAGGGGCUGAUUCUUUUUACUCUUUGUACAGCGGUUUAUGUAGUUACUGGUUUAGUGAGUCACUUGGAGAGUGUGAGUUUCCGUUUUGUUGUUGUACUUCUGGGCAGACUCUGACUUGUCCCCUCCACGUGCAGUGACAAUGUCCUGCAGUCGUGUUAGUCCGUCCGUCACCUACCAGCCGCUCGUCCUCGGGCUGUGCAGAGACUUUGUUAACCCCCUUGCACAAAUGCUCUCAGCUCCUGAGCCUUUUUACUGUUAAUGGUUUUGCCUCUGCAGCUGUCAGAUGUCAAUGGGGUGAGCAGGGGGCACAGACCUGGCAGCUGGGGUGCCCCAGCACCCCCCCCAGCAGUGGCAGCAGCAGAGCUGACUCAGAGCUCACUUGUCAAAGUGAUUUUGACCAUCAGGAUAAUGCAGAAGAGUUGGAAUAAUAUUUGUAGCACCAAAGCAGCUGCUCCUGCGUUUUCAUCAGGCAGGUUUUGGGUCCCAGCCUGAGCCCCACUUGGCUCCAGCCCGACCCUGGAGCAAAGCUGAGGCAAAACCGUUCGGUCUUAAUGGAGAUGUUCCUUUCAUGGACAACAGCAGCACAUUCAGCUGUUCUGUACAAUCAUUCCCUCCCACUUUAUACUUAUGCACAAAAAAGCUUAAGCUGGAUUUCAGUGUAUGGUUGAUGUUUGCAAUAUCUAUUUUCUUUAUAAAUGUAACACAAUAAAUUAGAAGAUAUUUCAUAUUUA
This is a messenger RNA of Columba livia (rock pigeon), 4496 nucleotides long. It is a transcript of the gene KCTD10, whose product is annotated as potassium channel tetramerization domain containing 10. The transcript is spliced from 7 exons. Gene Ontology annotation, biological process: negative regulation of Rho protein signal transduction; proteasome-mediated ubiquitin-dependent protein catabolic process; protein homooligomerization. The record is from RefSeq and is a predicted model, not a curated record. Gene Ontology annotation, cellular component: Cul3-RING ubiquitin ligase complex. The coding region runs from base 114 to 1259 and encodes 381 amino acids. Gene Ontology annotation, molecular function: protein binding; ubiquitin-protein transferase activity. NCBI's taxonomy places the organism in Eukaryota, Metazoa, Chordata, Aves, Columbiformes, Columbidae.